Messenger RNA from Pimephales promelas (fathead minnow), 1137 nucleotides. RefSeq names its product endonuclease domain-containing 1 protein. The record is from RefSeq and is a predicted model, not a curated record. Gene Ontology annotation, molecular function: metal ion binding; nucleic acid binding; hydrolase activity. Lineage: Eukaryota; Metazoa; Chordata; Actinopteri; Cypriniformes; Leuciscidae.
AAACAUUGAGUGCACUGAGGCUUGAGUUUGAGACGUGCUACAACCACUUUGUUUGUGAUUGGGUUCAGGUGAAGAUGCAUCUGUUCGUCUCCGCCGUGUUGCUGGUGUUGUGCUCUCCCUUCAUCGUGACUGAAGUUGUUGAUUCAUUCAACAAAUGCAGCAGUAUGUUUUUUAAAGAAGAGUCUCCCGUUAUUGAUGGCAUUCUGGAUCAUUCAACCUCGCUGGAUAAUAACCGCUACAAACUAAUCUGUCAGAAGUAUGAGGGCGAAUACAGAUAUGCAACUCUGUAUGACAUAUCAGCGAAGAUCCCUCUGUUCUCCGCUUACAAAUUUACUGCGGUUAAUAAAAAAACCCCACAUAUUCCAUGGAUGAUCGAGCCGCAGCUUAACCCUUUAGAUGGCUCGAUGGCUGAUCCAGGAGAAAAUCAGGCUGUAGACCGAGACUACUGGGAUCAGGAACAAGACGAAUGGGACCGUGGCCACUUAUUUCCCAACGGCCACGCACCUGAUGAAAUCACUGCCGAAUCCACAUACACACUGACCAAUACUGUGCCACAGCAUACUAAAUUUAAUAAGGGUAGUUGGAGAAGUAUGGAGCAAAGUGUUAGAAGUUUCAUGGAGACUAAAUGCCGUGACGAAAAUAACCAUGAAGAUAUCUUGGCGUAUGUGCUGACCGGAGCCGUGCCUGGCGACAAACGCUUGAAUAACAGAGUUAACAUUCCCUCACACAUGUGGACCGUAUUCUGCUGCUUUAAUCCUAAAACGAACGAUUGGGAAUCCAAGGCUCACUGGGCUGAAAACAAAGAUGAGAAAAAAAACCCAAUCCCAAUCCCUGAUAAAACACUGGAGAAAUUAGAAGAAUUUCUCGGGAACAAAUUUAAACAGUCCUCACUCUUCAGCCAAGACUGUAACCAGUUUAGUCAUCAAAGAUUAUCAUCUAAACCCACGGUGCUUGAGUCAAUUCCAGCUUCAUUUUGUUAGCAGCUAAAUGAUCCCUAUAAUAAUGCUCAGCUAAGCUUGUCUAAAUUUGAAGGCAUGAAAGGAUAACGGUAACAGAUUUCUGAUCCUGUUGUUUCUCUGACUAUAUAUGUACUGCAAAACAAAUAAAUGCUUUCAAAAUAAAAUGCUAUAAUCAAAA